Molecule: messenger RNA, 495 nt
Organism: Rhopalosiphum padi (bird cherry-oat aphid)
Lineage: Eukaryota; Metazoa; Arthropoda; Insecta; Hemiptera; Aphididae
Product: dynein light chain Tctex-type protein 2B-like
Exons: 3
Coding region: 1-495 (164 amino acids)
Biological process (GO): microtubule-based movement
Cellular component (GO): cytoplasmic dynein complex; cytoplasm
Molecular function (GO): dynein intermediate chain binding
Source: RefSeq, a predicted model, not a curated record
AUGUCGUUUAUAGAUGAAGCAUCAAUAGAUGAACAAAUACAUGAAACGCAGGAUGGGGAUAGUAUUUUGUCUUUCUAUCCGGCAGAGAUUAAUGAAGAAGAUAUCGAUGAUCCUAAUAUUUCAGAAGAAAAUAUUAUUAAGUAUGAAAAUACGUACAGAAUGGAAUCUAAAAACCCAUUUGAUGAACGUCUAGCCAAAGUAGUAUUAAAAACUGAAAUUGAAAACCAUUUCAACAACGAAACCAAAUACGACCCAAACGAAGCAAUACAAACCUGUUAUAAUAUUUCAUUUAAUGUAAGAAAUAAAAUUCGGGAAAUGGAAUUUGAUAGAUAUAAAAUUGUUUGCAUUGUUGGAAUUGUAGAAAAGAGAAGCCAAGGAGUGAUAUCAAAAGUAAAAUUUUUACGCGAUAUUACAAAAGAUAAAUAUGUUAAAACCAAGUUUGAAAAUAAUAAUUUAGUUGCUACAAUUGUUGUAGGCGCAUUAUAUCACGAAUAA